Molecule: messenger RNA, 1143 nt
Organism: Telopea speciosissima
Lineage: Eukaryota; Viridiplantae; Streptophyta; Magnoliopsida; Proteales; Proteaceae
Product: ubiquitin carboxyl-terminal hydrolase 2-like
Exons: 6
Coding region: 55-1056 (333 amino acids)
Biological process (GO): ubiquitin-dependent protein catabolic process; protein deubiquitination
Cellular component (GO): cytoplasm
Molecular function (GO): cysteine-type deubiquitinase activity
Source: RefSeq, a predicted model, not a curated record
CAGCCUCCAAGUCGAUAUUCAAUAAUUUGAUAAAACAGCUGGAAAUUCUCAGUCAUGUCCUGGUGCACUAUUGAAUCUGAUCCUGGUGUGUUUACUGAACUUAUACAACAGAUGCAAGUAAAAGGUGUCCAGGUUGAGGAAUUGUAUUCAUUGGACCUCGAAUCCUUGAACAAUCUCCAGCCAGUGUUUGGAUUGAUUUUUCUUUUUAAGUGGCGUCCGGGAGAGAAAGAUGACCGUCUUGUAAUUAAGGAUCCUAACCCAAACUUAUUUUUUGCGAGCCAGGUUAUUAACAAUGCAUGUGCCACACAAGCCAUCCUCUCCAUUCUUGUGAAUUGUCCAGACAUUGACGUUGGCCCUGAACUUUCCAAUUUGAAAGAAUUCACUAAGAAUUUCCCUCCAGAGCUCAAGGGGUUGGCAAUUAACAAUAGUGAAGCCAUACGUACAGCUCACAAUAGUUUUGCAAGACCUGAGCCAUUUGUGCCCGAGGAACAGAAAGCUGCUGGGAAGGAUGAUGAUGUAUACCAUUUUAUAAGCUAUUUGCCUUUUGAAGGAGUCUUGUAUGAGCUUGAUGGAUUGAAAGAAGGACCCAUUAGCCUUGGGCCAUGCUCUGGUGGGCAAGAUGAUCUAGAUUGGUUGCGAAUGGUGCAACCAGUGAUCCAGGAACGUAUUGAAAGGUAUUCUAGAAGUGAGAUAAGAUUCAAUCUCUUGGCAGUUAUAAAGAAUAGGAAGGAGGUUUACACUGCUGAACUGAAGGAACUUCAGAGGAAAAGGGAACGCAUUUUGCAGGAGCUGAAUGCUGCACGGUCAGACAGGAUGGACAGUGCAAAUAUUGAUUCACUCAACAGAACGCUGCAAGAAAUAAAUUCUGGAAUUGAGAGUGCUACAGAGAAGAUAUUGAUCGAAGAAGAGAAAUUUAAGAAGUGGAGAACAGAAAAUAUCCGGAGAAAACACAACUAUAUACCCUUUUUGUUCAACUUCCUCAAGCUCCUAGCUGAAAAGAAGCAGUUGAAACCCCUUAUUGAGAAGGCGAAGCAGAAGUCAGUGCAGCCCAAGUGAAAGGUCCUAUUUUUAGUUUUACUGUGUGGGACCUUGUUGUAGGAGCAGUAACCAAAGCAAGAAGUAUACAUUAUUUUGGAAUGUACU